This is a messenger RNA of Camellia sinensis, 970 nucleotides long. NCBI's taxonomy places the organism in Eukaryota, Viridiplantae, Streptophyta, Magnoliopsida, Ericales, Theaceae. The record is from RefSeq and is a predicted model, not a curated record.
AUGGUAUUAGAGCUUAGAUUAGGUGAGCCACUUCCUUGGAUUUACUUUUCCUUGUUUUUGUGUGGACUGUAUCAGAAUGUACCUUGUUUUUUAUUUUGUAUUUUUAAUUCGUAUCUUGUUACAGUUGAACGUCGAAUUGCUGUAAGCAGAGCCAUUCGUGAUGUGGAGACUGACCAGUUGCUAACUGGAUUGCGUCUGCUUCGAUCAUAUUUCAAGAAGGAACAGCUGCAGACUCCUGUGCUGCAAUUUUUCAAGGAAAACCUUCCAAAUCUGUCAAUUGUAAAAAAUGGAAAAGAUGGACAAUACGCAGUGCAGUGGAGGGAUAAGGAAGGUAACUUAUCAAUGAACCAGGCUGGAAGAGACAUGCACAAACCUCUUCUGCAUCGGAUAUCCAUAGCUUAUCCUGGCUGCUCUACUGCAAUGCAAUCCUUUGGUGGCAUUGAAUUUUCAAGAAAAGCAGUGAAAGCGAGCCUCCUUGGAGCUGAUAAUCUGCAGAUCAGUGAUUUUGUUUUGGAGGAGCUAUCUGAUACUCAGAUGCUUGGUUUGCAAGAUGGUCUCCAGACUCCCGGGGCGAGUAGUCAUGGGGGGUUGUCUGUUGGAAUGACUCCGAAGACUCUAAGGCUUCCUAAGCAUGGUGAGAUGCUUUUAUCUGUCCAUGGCUCACCCCUUGGUGUCUACAAGGAAGACAUGGAAGCCAUACAUGAGACAGAAGAAGGUUGAACUGCCUACCAAUUCAAUGAACCUCCUGCUUCUGCCUGCUUGUGGAUGUGGUCAUUGAAGAAGUUUACAGUACUUGCCAACCCCCAAAGGCUCUGCUUAUAAAUAUGGAUUUGCCAUUUGUUUGUGUCAUCAUGAGUGAGUGACUGGAAUAGAUGAAAAUUAUGUUUAUUCCCCAGUGCUAAGUUUUAGUAAGAUAUUAUGAGUAUGUGCACAUAUAUAUAUAUAUCUUUUAUGAUGUUCCUUUGUUCAA